Messenger RNA from Sorex fumeus (smoky shrew), 3757 nucleotides. It is a transcript of the gene SGO2, whose product is annotated as shugoshin 2. The coding region runs from base 1 to 3738 and encodes 1245 amino acids. The record is from RefSeq and is a predicted model, not a curated record. The transcript is spliced from 9 exons. NCBI's taxonomy places the organism in Eukaryota, Metazoa, Chordata, Mammalia, Eulipotyphla, Soricidae. Gene Ontology annotation, cellular component: chromosome, centromeric region.
AUGGAAUACCCAACAAUGGAAUCUAACUCACUUUUUGUCCCAGGAUUAAAAAGAUGUGUGAGAGACAAAAGAAUUUCGAAGACCGCUAAGUUGAAUGUUUCUCUUGCUUCAAAAAUCAAAACAAAAAUAUUAAACAAUUCUUCUAUUUUUAAGAUUUCUUUAAAACAUAACAACAGAGCAUUAGCUCAGGCUCUUAGUAGAGAAAAGGAGAAUUCUCGAAGGAUUACAACUGAAAAGAUGUUAUUGCAAAAAGAAGUGGAAAAACUGAAUUUUGAGAAUACAUUUCUCCGUCUAAAGCUAAAUAAUUUGAAUAAGAAGCUUAUAGAUAUAGAAGCACUCAUGAACAAUAAUUUGAUAACUGCAAUUGAAAUGAGCACACUCUCAGAAUUCCAUCAGAAUUCCCUUCUCCUGCCCACUAGCAAGAAGAAACGUAGUAGUAAACAGUGCAAGUUGAUACAUCCAUUUGCAAGGGUUCCAUUAACUUCAAAUGAUGAUGAUGAUGAUGAUGAUAAUGACAAUGACAUUAAAAAGAAAAUGCAACAUGACAUUAAUGUUAUAUCAAAGACAUCAUCUGAUACUUCAUCUUCAGUAUCAACAAGACAAAUUUUACCUACACAGCAUAACUUGGAAUUAUCAUUUCUUAAAGAAAAUAAUAUGGAUGGCUUAGGCGACUCAGAACAUAUUUCUUCUGUAAUUGAUAGACUUCCCAAAGAAAAUCAUCCCCAUUCAGACCAAAAUCUCAAGAGUUCUCUAAUGGAUGAGAUGAAAAAUCCCCAGUCCACUGGUGAUAGAAAAGAAAAAAUACCUGUUAGUAAGAUAACUACAAGGAAAAAACGUUUAUCUUCUUGGGAAUCAAAUAAUCCUCCUGCACACAGUCCCUGUGUGGCAAAUGUAGAUGAACAACAGAUUUCAAACCCAGAAUUAGACUGUAAUAAUGAGAUAAAUGAUAUCAAUGAGUUUACUGUAAAAAAGCAAAAAAAUUCACAUUGUUUUCGUGACUCCUCUUCUCAGCCUGCAAAUGAACCUGCUACAGAGUCCAUGAGUCAGAUUCAGGCUUCUAAUAACUUUCUGUUGCAGAAAACUGUGUAUGAUGGUGACAUGGAUUUAACUGCUAGUGAAGUAAGUAAAAUUGUCACAAUUUCAACAGGCACUAAAAAUGCAAAUAAUAACAAACUAAAUGAUUGUAAAACUAAAACUUUCAGAAAGGUGAAAUAUUCAAGUUCUGGAAAAAAGAGAGAAAAAUCGAAAAGUAAAUUGAAAAAUGCAGAUGUGGAAACUGAAGAAAUGACUGAAAAUGAACUAGAAAGAAAAACAAUUUUCCUGGAUUGCAAAGGGGAUACAGAAGAGAUGGGUUUUAUUUCCAGCACUGAACAGCCAACACAGUUGUAUAUGCAGAACAAAAUAUCCCUUACUAAUGAUUUUGAUCCAGAUGACAGAGAAAGUACACAGUAUAAUGAAAAGAAGAAAAAAUUACAUGUAACCAAUGAGCAAGAAGAAACAUACUCUCUUAUCCAAAACUCAGGCAAAUUCCAACAGGAAACUAAAUGUGGUAUGAUUCAGAGUUCUGUAUCUUGCAAUAAAAGAAAAGCUUCUAGACAAACUAUUAUAAUUCGGAAGUUUGAAAAGGGUGACCAGUUUCUAAGUCAAAAGGAUAAAGAAAUCAUUCCUGAAAAUCUGGAAAAUAUAACUGAAUUUCAAACAGCUGAUCAUACCACCAAAGAUAAUGGAAGUUUAUGUGAUUAUGAGACCCAAAAUAUAUUGGAUUUGAAAAAGCAUAUCACUGAUAACCAGUCUACUCAGCAAAAUGAAUUAAAAAUUAUUAAUAAGUCUAAGCAGAAAAUAAAUCGGAAAACAGAAAUAAUUUCUGUAGCGAACCACAUAAGUGGAGGUGUUGAUCAAGAUGUUCAUGGCCAAGAAAAGGGUAACUUUUUUUCUCUCCAAACCCAAGAGAAUAAAGAAACCAUCUCUGACAAUCUAGAGGUUUAUUCAACAAAUAUGUUUCAAAGUCCUGCUAUUUCCACUAGCAAAAAUGGAAAACUAUGUAAUUCUAUAGACCAGAAUUUGUUAGCUUUGCCCAAGCAGAUCACCGAUGUGUGCCUUGUUCAACAAAAUAAAAUGCAAGUUAAUAAGUCUAAGCAGAAAAUAAAUCGGAAAACAGAAAUAAUUUCUGAAGCGAUUCAUCAAGAUAGUGACAAAAAUGUAUGUUACCCAGAAAAGGAAAGCAAUCAUUUAUUGCUAAAGGAUACUGAAAUUUCUCAAAACCUAGAAGAUCCUCUUGAGUUUCAAAUAUCUGUUCUUUCUACCACAAAUAGUAAAAGCCUUUGUAAGAGUCAAAAUGUUUGUGAGAUGAAAAAACAAAUCCAUGAUCCGCAAUCUGCUUGUCAAAACAGGUCAAAAAUAGAUGAGAAGCUUAAGCAAACCUUGUAUCAAAAGGCAGAAAUCUUGAAAAAUAGUCAAAUAAAUGAGAAUAUUGACAAAGACACGUAUAAUUCAGAAAGGGGUAACUUGUUUUCUCUAACUCAGAAACAUAAAAACAUCAUUCCUAAAAACUUGGAAGACUUCAAUGAGAUUGAAAAUGCUGAUGGUUUUACCAGAGGUAAUGAGAAUCUCUCUGAUUUUGAGGCUGUAAAAAAGCAUGUAACUGAUAAAACACCUUUGAAACAAAAUAAGCGAAAAAUAAAUAAGCAAAGGCAGAAAGUAAGUCAGAAAAGGAAAAUUACUUUUGUAAUGAGCCAAGUACAUGAGGAUAAUAUUAAAGAUAUUCAUAACCAAGAAAACUGUUCAAGAAAUCUUGAUUUUACAAUAAAUAAAUCCAAACAAAGACUUGAAUGUCAAGAUAUUAUUGGUCAAUAUGAUAUGGAAAUCAACAGUAAUGAAAAGGAAAAAUUUUCUAUUUCAAAUUCCUACAAACGAGAUGAAAAGCAUGAGAAAGAAUCACUAGACAAAGCCAUGAUUAUUCUAUCAAAAGGUGAAAACAAAGCAAUUUUGCACUUAAAAGAUUCUUUACAAACAUUUGCUUCAGAAUCAGGCUUAAGACAUAAUUCUAAAGAAGCAGACUGUGAUUCUGGAAACCAAAUGAAACCACGUAAGAGUCAAAAACGAAGAACUAAAACUCUGAAUAAAAGUGGUAGUCCCUUUGUGGAAAUGAUAAAUGAAGAAGAGUGUCAAGUCCAAACACAAAAUAAAAUGACAUCCAAAUCAAGGAAAAGAAAGAAUUUAAUAAGAUCUUCUGGUAGUCAGGAAGUAAUGGAGAUAAUAUCUGACACCAUUCAGGGGAUACCAGUUGAAUCUAAACAAACUAAUAAGGAAAAAUCUUUGGAAAAUGAGGAAAUAGUCAAAUUAAAACCAGACUUUUACACAAAGAUGUUUAAGUCUUUAUCUCAGAUAUAUUCACCUAGCGUACAAGAUUCUUCCUUUAACAGCGCUCAUGAAGAUUCAAUGCCUGUGAGUGUUUAUUCUAAAGAAAAUUUAGUCCUGAAGAGCUCUCAAAUCUUUCAAGCAAAUGAUGAUAUACAAGAGAAGAUGAAAGGGAUGAACAUAGAAGUCAACCAGAGAACAAAAAUAUCAGGAGUAGGUGAUCGAAUACUACAGGACUUGACAAAUACCAAUUUUGUUUCAAAUAACACUGAUAAACCUGAAAAUAAGUCAGAUCUAUCAACAGAGCUGCCAAGCCGAAAAAGAAGGUGUAUACCUCUCUGUUUAAAAGAACCAAGUCUCAGAGACAAAUUGAGAAGAUGAAGUGAAUUUUUGGACUCAA